Molecule: messenger RNA, 873 nt
Organism: Prorocentrum cordatum
Lineage: Eukaryota; Dinophyceae; Prorocentrales; Prorocentraceae
Source: the annotation of a GenBank genome assembly
AUGGACGGCUUCAGGAGGCUGCUUCCGGAUCUGAAGGCGAAUUUCCUGGAGCGGUUCCCGUACCCAGUGACGUUGUUCUACUCCCCCUUCGAGGGGGCGCAGCAAGACCUUCAGGAAUUCAGGGACCUGUUGGGCGACACCCCCGUGGAGGCGGUGUCCCUCCCGUCGUUCGGGCGGGAGAAUUUCUAUCCGCCUCUCCGUGACAACUAUUCCUCGUUCGAGAACCCGUGCCGCACGGACGCUGCCUUCCACAAGGGAGGGCACUGUUCGUGGUACCACUUCAGCUACAAGCAGAUGAACUAUAUCUUCAUGUACGCAAUGUUCUUUGACACGCCCGCCUUAUCCAAGUAUCGCUACUGGCUACGGGUGGACGCCGAGAUCUGGUUGACCGAGCCGAUCAUCGAGGACCCAUUCGCGCUCAUGGCAAGAUCAGAUUGGGUGUUCUCCUACAGGCUGGAGCCCCAGAUGAAGAACGUCGCUUGCAACAGGGAUUUGCCAGCUGCCGUCCGGAGCUUCGCCGAAUCCCGCGGCAUCGAGCCGAGGGACCGGGGUUUCUUUGAGAGAUAUCUCAACGGUACUGCCUGCUUCAUCGGAAACAUUGGCGCUGGGCAGGUCUCCUUCUUCCGAUCGGAGAAGUACCGAUCACUCGUCGAAUUCGUGCUCGGCACGGGGAACGUGUGGACGCUGAGAUGGGACGACCAGCACAUGUACGCCAUGGCGGUCGCCCUCUUCUCGACGGGGGAGCACAUCGGCCGCCUCCCCAUCCGGGUCUGCCACCGCGUCGAGGACGACUGCGACCACCAUCUGGAGCCCAGCCUCGCCGCGCGCCAGGCCGCCCGCGGCUCCGGGGCCCGCGGUGGGCCGCCGUCGUGA